Molecule: messenger RNA, 1057 nt
Organism: Cephus cinctus (wheat stem sawfly)
Lineage: Eukaryota; Metazoa; Arthropoda; Insecta; Hymenoptera; Cephidae
Product: adult-specific cuticular protein ACP-20-like
Exons: 2
Coding region: 136-849 (237 amino acids)
Source: RefSeq, a predicted model, not a curated record
UUCUUCGAGGCGGUUCUCUAGCCCGCCGACUGUUCCUUCGGCACGCUCGACUUCUCCGGUGGAGGAGCCACUCUUCGACUCCUUAUAAAAGCGAGGGUAACCAGCACAGAUUCAGUGUGCUCACUGCCGACCAACAUGAACAGCACCGACAGUCUCAAAAUAAUUCUACUGUGCGGCCUGAUAACGCUAGCCGCAGCUGGCGAUACGAAGAAGACCGAAGCGACUUCCGAAACAAAGGAUACCAAACCAAAACGAGGUCUUGAGCUGAGUCUAGGAAGCCAUGGUGGUUUCGGUGGUUUUUCGGAUGGCCAUGGUUUUGGAGGUGGUCUAGGAGGUGGCUAUGGAGGCGGUCUAGGAGGUGGCUAUGGAGGCGGCGGUGAAAGUGUAGGAAUAAGUCACGAACACAUCCCUGCCGUGACGGUCACAAAGACCGUCCACGUACCAGCUCCGUAUCCGGUCCACGUGGAUAAACAUGUCCCAUAUCCGGUGAAGGUACCAGUGAAGGUACCUGUUGAUCGCCCUUAUCCCGUCCACGUUCCAGCACCUUAUCCAGUCACCGUUGAAAAACACGUACCCUAUCCUGUAGAGAAGCAUGUACCAUACCCUGUCAAGGUACCUGUUAAGGUUCCGGUCAAGGUACCUUAUCCAGUCUCAUAUCCAGUCAAAGUUCCCGUAACGGUACACAAGCCAGUCCCCUACCCCGUCAAGGUUCCAGUGGUCGUCAAAGAGCCCUACCCUGUGAUUCUAAAGGGUCACGAAGAGGGUGGUGGUUUCGGUGGCGGAUAUGGAGGCGGAUUCGGCGGUGGACACGAUUUCGGUGGUGGAUUUGGUGGUUUCGGACAUCACUGAUAUUUCAAAUUGAAAUCAUCAAUUAAGCGAAAAAUUCUGCAUCAGAUUAGUACGAACACUCGAUCCGAAGCAAAGUAGCGAGAAUACGGGUACAGUAGUGUAAUGAAAAAGAAAAAAAAAAGAUUAUCACCAAUAUGUAUUCAUGUGAUUUUCUCAGAUGUAUUAUACUUUUUGUAAAUGAAUAAAACAUUGUUUUUUACAUUUAAAA